Brassicogethes aeneus is the source of this 6081-nucleotide messenger RNA. Lineage: Eukaryota; Metazoa; Arthropoda; Insecta; Coleoptera; Nitidulidae. The record is from the annotation of a GenBank genome assembly.
UGACGUUUCUCGCUAUUGGUUAAACAGCUGCCACUUUGUGUUGAGCAAAAAUGACUAUUACAAUCUCAAAUAGCAAGUAGUUUUUCGUUGUUAACUCAACUGUGAUUGUCUUUUUGUAUUUUUUCGCGAAAUUUCCCGUUUACGUGACUUAAGUGUUUAAUAAUUUUCUGUUAACAUGGACGAAGAUGUUGAGAAUGGAAACGACAGGUUGCAAAAGUUGGGAUUCAAGCCCCAAAAAGAAAAUGUUUACAACAAAUUCCUGCCCUACGCUGCUGACCUGGAUGAGGAAUCCACGAAAUUGUUCACUGAUAUUAAAACGAACCUUGUUAAGUCUGUUUUGGCAAGGGAAAUGAGGCCUGGAUGUGCCCUAUGGACAUCUCGGCUAAAUAAGUACAUUAAAAUUUACGGACUAAAGUUUUCAAAAGAAGAUCACAUAGCUUUAAUAAAAUUGUUUUAUGAACUUGUUAUUAUUCCUGACUUGGAACCUUCUAGAAUUAACAAAUCUGCUACAACCCUUACAAGCCUAUUAAAGAAAAAAUAUUUAAUAUCCAGAGAUGAACUUCAACUUGAUUGGAGGCCUCUCUACGAUGUCUGUGUUAGGACAAUGGAAAAAAGCAAAUCUGAUCUGGGAAUGUUUAGAUACUUUUCCACAUUCGAAAACAGCAUUUUUGAUCUUAUCAGAGCUGCUAGAAUAUAUUUUCCUGCCUCUGCCACUCAAGACAUAUUGGACGAAUUUAGACCAUAUUUGUGUCCUUUUAAUAGCGAAAUAACGAGUGCAAUUCAAUUGCUUGAGAUGUUUUUACCCAUAUGUGUUAAACCUGAAGAGGCUGACAUUAGCUACAAGUUGUGGUUAGAAGAAUUUUUGACUUUAUGGGAUGUAUGCCAUAAUGCAAGCACAUGGGAAAAUCAUAUGAUGUGGCUUUUGGCCCGCCUGAGCAUUUUCAACAUGGGUCGUAUAGAUUGGGAACCAUAUGUGUCUACAAUGUUUGCAAGAUUUAUAAGGACUCUUCAGCUGCCUGUAGUUUUUAAGCAAAAACAGCUGGGGAAACAUCACAAAAUCGACAUUUUUCCAAUUGCAAUCUGGAUAACGUCCACUUUGAAUGGAGAUAAAAAUUCCGUGUUCUAUCAAUUUGAGAAGUUCAUGCACACAUUGGAGUCAUAUUUUUAUCAGGCUAACAAUGGACGGUGGACCGGAAAGCUGCGCGAGCUAAUCCGCAAACUCUCCUACUACUUCGUGCAGCGCGUUCACUACGAGCGCUACAAGAAGCAGGUGUGGGAGAUGCACAUCGUCGACUCUUUCCGGCUCACCGACGACGACAUCGACCGCUUCGUGAACGUCAUGCGUCCGUGCGUCGAGCAGGCCAUGUUCUCGCGCAUGGGCCAGCAGGAGACCUGCUUGACGUUGCAGUACUUGGCAUCGCUGCGGCCGAACAUCAUAGUGCCCGUGACUUUGGAGAAGCUGUCCGCGUCCAUGGAUAGCUUGACGGAGCCCCACAAGCUUACGUCCUCGAUGAUGGGUGUUAUAGCUGUGGGAAGAUACAUGGUUCAGGGAAAGAACAACAACUACCCGGAGGGGCCGACGCACGUCGUGCCUCUGCUCAUGGCCCUCUUGCCCGGCAUCGACCCCAACGACGUGCGCAAAUCCUACGUCACCUUCAGCUUCAUCGUGCACUUCGUCAACAUGAUCCCGCUAAUCAACUCGUCGGACGCGCACAACCAUCACAAAGACCUGAGCGAAGAGGAGCACAUCGUGUGCGAGGCCACCGCCAACUUUGAGGAUUUCGUUCUGCAGUUUUUGGAUCGUUUGUGCACGUGGGUCGAGUCGAGUUCGCUGGAUUUCGUUCGGCUUGAGAUGGCGAACAGCAGCAACAAUAACAAGAAUAGGUCGGAGACUUUUGCCGAGACGGCUUUGGCGUCCGUGAUCACCGUGGUUUUGACGCAGUGUUCGCCAGACAUUUUUAAUGCUGCUCUAAAGAAAAUCUACAACUUCACAAGGGACAAAAUUAUGGAAAUCUACAUAUCAGGCCGCAUGCUAGCAGUGGCGUGCCACUGUUUUGCCAGGGUAAAUCCAAAGGAAACUCUUAAAUUAUUUGUGCCACAUUUGUGCGACAGAAUAAAUGAAUUGUUUAACGAAAAUUCCAACGUGCAGAAUGAAGAAAACAUUGACGACGAGCUUUUGUACAAUCUUUGCUUACUUUCAGAGUUAUUCAAUGGGCGUAGUGAGAUUUUGAAUUAUAUUGACGAUAUUAUUCCGAUAUUGGAUAGAACUUUACAUAUGACUAGCGAGAAGGCGAGCCCUCUAGCGGCGAGAUUAUUAGACUUGAUUAUGUUUAGUUUAACUUAUAUUUUACCAGUGGACGCUAAAAGUAGUCCAGUUCAUUAUGGGACGCAUGUUAAAGAUUUUCUUUCUAUAAGGGAGUGGGGUCGUCCUCAGCCAAUGAAAGACCUUAAAAUCGAGUGGUACGUUCCCGGCGAUAAGGAAAUUGCUCUAGUACAAAAAUUGCUCAACAAAUAUCUGAUCCCGGAGUUGGAAAAACUUGACAAACAUUCCAGCAGUGAAGUAACUCUAACUAGACAGGAAUUGAAAAGGACGCUGAAAAUUGUCAACUCGAUUCUUUCGUGUCAUUUCGUUUUACCCAUAUGGGAGGAACCAGCAGAACAUCUAGUUGAUUCAGUUUUGGAACCUUGGGCUUUCAAUAUGAAGGUAUCUGGCCCACAUAUAGUUACCAUGCCUGAUGGUAGAAAUGUUAGAAAAGUUGUUAGUGACACUCUGCACAAACUGCAGAAAAAAAUCCUAGAAACUGACGAGGGCGAUACUAAAAGCUUAAGAAACCUAAUACAGAUUUACAAUAUAAUUUUAUUCAACAAAAGUAACGGCCACGAUUUUGAGAUGCACUGGAAAAACUUCCACCUAAGCAAAAAAAUGCUGGAAGAUCGCCUUAUCCAAAACAAACUUCAUUUAAGGCACGUUUUAAUCGAUAGAGCCCUAUUGCACCAAGAAUUUCGCAUAGAAAGCCGCAACUGCUCGUUCAGCGCCACCCACAAACAAAUCAUGUUGGAUUUAUUCGAACUGUCCGUCUCGCGUUACAGCGAAGUUAGAAUGUAUGCGCAAUCGAAGCUGCUCUCAGUGGUGUCUCUAUUUCCCUACUCCUACACUCUGCUCAAGCCGAAAAUAGUCGAGAUACUUGGCACGGACUCCGCGGCCAAUCACGAGGCUUUCAAGGGCUGCCUCUACGUUCUGAUUGGCCCGAAGAUUUCGCCGAUCGCGGCGCGCCACGAUUGGGAGUUGAUUCGGGAUUUGUGGCCUGCGAUCGUCAAAAGUAAACCAUCGGAAAAAGUUUCGAUCAUAAAUUUGAUUGGCGGUAUCGGCGACAGCGUGCAUAGGUUCUUUCCAACAAUAGCAAUAAAACUAAUAAUACCAGACAGUUGCAUUGAGGCAGCUUUAAGUUUUUGUAACGCUGAACCAAAGGUGACAAUAGGCGAUAAUUUUAAAAAUGCCAUUGACAAUAGCAAGCAAUAUUUACAAAGUAAGUCGGAUCAAAGAAGGUUGGCUUAUGAUACCUUGCUGAAUUCGCUUUUGGACGCUUGUGAAAAUGGAAAUCUUCAUUGGCGUUACCACAUGAUGGCCUUAAACUUUAUGAGAGACCUGGUUCACUUUGACGUUAAGUACAACUCGCGUAUAGUCAAAUAUUUCCUAAAAUGCACCAUCAGCGAUUCCAUAAAAGUUCGUAAAUCCGCAAUGAGAGUGUUGGUUUUCAUCACAGUGCAAAAUAAACCGAAAUUUAAAAAAGUACCGAUAGACCCAUUUAAAUUUUCUGCCGAAAAUGGCGGGGGUAAAAAAAUUGUACCUGGAUAUAGAAGCGAUAAUGAAUGGUUGUUAUAUUCAAGCUCGAAAAUUCCCAAGAAUGAGAGUGAAUGGAAUGAACACAGGUAUGUUCAUGAUGUGUAUGCAGGGUACUAUGCAUGGCCAAAUAAGAUGGAAGUAUACGCCCCCUAUGAUGAACAACCCACAGUUUAUAAAAGAUUAGAUAACAUGAACGAUACAGAGAAAGAAAUUUAUAACUUUUUUACUAAUGAAGAAAAUAUAGCUGAAUUAAUAAAAUACAUGUCUUUGGAAGAGAAGAAGGGGCAUGAUCAGUUCAAUGCUUACAGAUAUUUGGUCUACAAGAACUUAUUCAAAAUGUAUGAAGACGCCUUACUGCCACAUUUUCUACCUCACAUCGUAAAAUUGGUAUCGGACAAGCAGGAAUCCAGUCAGAGAUGCGCUUCAGAAUUAAUAGCGGGCAUUAUCAAGGGUGCGAAACAUUGGAACUACGAAAAAUCUGAAAAUCUAUGGAAAUCCUUGAUCCCUCUCGUAAACACCGUGUUUGCAAAUAUCAGUAGCGAAGCUGUCAAUGAUUGGAGCAUUUGUUUCACCAUGGCGUUGGAAUGGAGAGAUCCGAAAAGAAAUCAUUGGAUUUUGGAGCACCUGCUGGACGACCCGCUGAAAAACCCCACAUCUUUCAUAGGUAGCGCCCGCUUACAAAUGCUUUUCAUAGCUCUAAACCAGCAACACUGGCGCAACAUCGAGUUGCACCGACGCCUGUUCGAUUAUUUCAAAAACCACCUGUCGCACCCGUUCCAAAACAUUCGCGACCGCAUCAGCAUGCUGCUCUGUUUGGUCUUGAGCACCGAUAUCACGUUCCCGGAGGGAAACAGGACGAAAGGUCCGUUGGUGAGCGAGUUUUUCGGCGAGGUGAUGCCGCAGCUGGACAGGUUGUACGGGCAUUUGUUGCAAAAAGUUAACACUAACGGCAAUAGGAAUGACGUUGAAAAAACCUGUGAAAAAUUGGCGCUUGUCGAAAUUACAUCGGAUGAAGAAAGAGAGAACGCCUUUAGAUUGUUUAAAAUUGUAUCUCGCUACAUAACUCAAAGCGUCGUCCGAAUGAACGUCUCCACCCUCCCAGAGUUCUUCGAUCUCCUACCUCUGGCAUCAGUGCUCCAGAGCAACGACACCGACGAAGAAAUCGCUCCGUGCAGCGUCAACCUGCUGGUGGUGCUCGCGCAGGCGAUGAGCGUGCCGAAAAACAUCCCGCACGCCCUCGAGGCCAUCAAGCGCGUCGCCAAAAGUCCUUUUUGGUCUGCGCGCGCCGUAAUGGCAGAGUUCCUGUCAGUCUUCGUCUUCUACAACAUGCCGUCGUUCCAUGCCAACCAGCACUGGGUGACUGAGGUUGAAAAUCUAGUAUUAGAUUUAAUUGAAGAUGUACAGCCCGAAGUAAGGGAAAACUCAGCUAAAGUACUUAGUGGGUUAUUGCAUUGCAAGUUUUUGCCAAAACCUAUGGAACUAUUGACGAAAUUCCAGUUGAAAGCAAGAACAAAACUGAAGAAGAACGUUACAAGCAAGGGUAAGGAAGUGGGCAACCUCAGGACAAGACACGCAGGCGUACUGGGCCUCUGCGCUUACAUUAGCUCGCAUCCCUACGAUGUACCUGACUAUAUGCCGUCGAUAUUCGGAGACUUGGGACCGCAUUUAAACGACCCUCAACCCAUUCCAGCAACCAUUCGUAAAACCCUAGGAGAUUUCAAGCGAACACACCAUGACAAUUGGGAGAUGCACAAGAUGAAGUUCACUGAAGAAGAAUUGUCGGUUUUAAGCGAUCUUACAGUGCCGCCCAGUUAUUAUGCUUAAUAACACAAAACUAACUAAAAAAGACCCAAUAUUUUUAUGGAAAAAUUUAAUAUACUUUUAAAGCUAUAUUUUAUAAUUUUGGAGUACUUAAUCUCUCUAUAGGUGACGGUUUACCAGACCAGGUGACUUAUUUAAUAAUAAGGUUUAAAACAUGUUUUAUACCAAAAAAUUUUAAAGAAUAUUUUAAUCGAUUUAAUGGAUAUUGAAUGAAUAAUAGUCAAAUUGUUCUUUGUUUUUUAAUGUUUUAACAUAUUGUUGACAAAUUGCAAUAAAAAUAUUUUAUUUGUUUAUAACUAUUUUUCUUUUAACUAGCGUUCAAGUCCUCCAGCAAACUUAAGCAUUUACUUUUCAGCAAGUUUAUUGAUUCCUUGAAAAUCACGUCUGGUUGCAUGGCUCCAACUGAUUCAAUAGAA